AUGGCAACCCCAGCUUUCGGCGCUCAAGCCUUUACAGAACCCCAAGCAAAUAAUGCAGCACUCUACUCGUCAAGAAGGCGGCAGACAAUCACUGGAAGCCAAAUAUUGGACAACAUCGUGGCGGGAUCGAACUUUGACAAGGAUGAAGUUGACCGGUUACGAAAGAGGUUUAUGAAGUUGGAUAAGGACGGUUCCGGCACGAUUGAACGAGAAGAGUUUCUUAGCUUACCACAAGUGAGCUCGAAUCCAUUAGCUACGAGAAUGAUCGCCAUCUUCGACGAAGACGGCGGCGGCGACGUCGACUUCGCCGAGUUCGUCCAAGGCCUCUCCGCCUUCUCCGCCAAAGGCCACAAAGAAGAAAAACUCCGCUUCGCAUUCAAAGUAUACGACAUCGAUCGCGACGGGUACAUCUCCAACGGGGAACUCUUCAUAGUGCUGAAGAUGAUGGUUGGGUCGAACCUGAAGGAUCAGCAGUUACAGCAGAUUGUGGACAAGACGGUGAUGGAGGCGGAUAAGGAUGGGGAUGGGAAGAUUAGUUUUGAGGAGUUUAAGGGGAUGGUGGAUCGGGAGGGUGGGAGUAUUGACGUGGGGAUGAGCAUGACGCUUGAUGCGUUUUGA
Lithohypha guttulata is the source of this 618-nucleotide messenger RNA. RefSeq names its product Calcineurin subunit B (gene CNB1). Bases 1 to 618 code for a protein of 205 amino acids. Gene Ontology annotation, cellular component: calcineurin complex. Gene Ontology annotation, biological process: calcineurin-mediated signaling; protein dephosphorylation. NCBI's taxonomy places the organism in Eukaryota, Fungi, Ascomycota, Eurotiomycetes, Chaetothyriales, Trichomeriaceae. The record is from RefSeq and is a predicted model, not a curated record. The transcript has 3 exons. Gene Ontology annotation, molecular function: calcium-dependent protein serine/threonine phosphatase regulator activity; calcium ion binding; phosphatase binding.